Molecule: messenger RNA, 2971 nt
Organism: Podospora bellae-mahoneyi
Lineage: Eukaryota; Fungi; Ascomycota; Sordariomycetes; Sordariales; Podosporaceae
Exons: 4
Coding region: 1068-2657 (529 amino acids)
Biological process (GO): transmembrane transport
Cellular component (GO): membrane
Molecular function (GO): transmembrane transporter activity
Source: RefSeq, a predicted model, not a curated record
CUCAGGUUGUUCUCACUCACACAAUGAGCUCGGCAAGCAUCAACCACCCUACUUCUCUCUCACGGGUGCAACAACACUAUCCAAAUAUCUCUCGGUACAGCCCGAAAAACCGCCUGUCAUAUCACCACCCCAUUUUUUCCAGGCCAACCACAGGUGCGCGUCAGGUUGCCGCGAUGUCACAGAUAUUUAAACCAAACGACUCUGGGUGCUGCAGAACUUCAAAGAUGUUACGCAACGCAAGACAUGCAUGGAGCCUGCUGAUCGAUGUACUGCAGGAUCACGACCGCCGCAUGCAGUCUGUCGUGACCGUUUGUGUGUCACAAUGACUUGCCUGAUUCUCUCUGGGGAAAAAGGGCGGGGAUUUGAGGGUUUGAGCGUAAGACAUGGCUGGUGAUAUCGCUAUCUUUGCUCCCUUGGGUGGGAUGAAAUCAUCGAAGGUCGUAUCGCGAAAGUUCCCCCAUUCUCACCUCACGGACCGAUUCGGCCGGGUCGGGAACUUGGGAUCAGGUACCACAGAUUCAGUGACGGAUUGACAUUGGCAUGAUUGAGCCAUCUAUGACCGCAGCAGUUCAAACCGUCGAAACCUUAUCUUCGUCUGUCCUUUCGCCCUUGGCGGCAAGAUCUGGCAGCUUGGAUGAUAACACUGCAUCAAUCUCUGUUCUCCAAGCCAGCGCACAGCUGUCAGAAGAACCAGAGAUGGCAGGUGAAGGCAAUUGCCUGGACGAUCACCACCAUCACUAUGUUUGUGUCGGUCGCACACAUGCAGCGGAACGCUGGGUGAGCUUGUCUUUGGAUGCCAAUGUGUUUGCCCGCACACUCCGACUUUCCCCUCUCUAAGGUAUCUCGCUGUUGUCUGGCUGGUGGUCGUUGGUAGUUCAACGUUGGAAGACAAGCUGCUCAACCACACUGUUGACAGCUAACCCCCCACCGGCUCUUCUCUUUCAUGCCUCCCUUUUUCUGCUCGCCCGUCGAAUUACCCCGGGUUUCACCGUCGGAGCAACUCCGUUGAGUUGAGGAAAACCAGCCACAACACUGCCAUCACCAGAAAGUACCAGGACGAUAUCAACAUGUCCGUCGACAGAAUAAGAGCAAUUGACAAGAUUGAAAAGUUCCCACCGCCUGUGGACGACGAUGAAAAUAAGCAUGAGCUCGGUGUUUCUCUCCAACCUUAUACUUCUAGCCAACAUGGACCCAGAAACCAGGAUAGACGAGGCAGCACCCUACUGGGCGACGUCAUUAUCGAGAUCGACCCUGUUGUUGAGAAGCGGGUCAGGAGGAAGUUUGACAAGACGCUGGUCGUGCUGGUGUUUCUGGCUUAUAUGCUUGCCUUUCUUGAUCGGUCCAAUAUUGGGAAUGCCCAGAAUGCGGGAAUGGGCGAUGAUCUUGGGUUUGACGAUGAGCACUAUCAGUGGCUGCUCACCAUAUUCUACAUACCGUAUAUCUUGUUUGAAGGCUUUGCCCUCAUGUGGAAGAUCAUGCCUCCUCAUAUCUGGGCCACCAUAACAGUAGCAACCUGGGGCCUCGCCUCAACCCUCCAAUCCGCCGCCCCCAACUGGCAAUCCCUCAUGGUCUGCCGCUGGUUCCUCGCCAUGGCCGAAGCCGGCUUCGCCCCCGGCGUCCCCUACCUCCUAUCCUUCUUCUACCGCCGCCGCGAACUCGGCCUCCGCUGCGGCAUCUUCCUCUCCGCCGCCCCCCUCGCAACAACCUUCGCCGGCGCCCUCGCCUAUGCCAUAACCAGCACCCCUUCCCCCCCUCUCCCGCCCUGGCGCCUCCUCUUCCUAAUCGAAGGCCUCCCCACCCUCAUCUUAGCCAUCAUCCUCUACUUCCACCUCCCCUCCUCCCCCACCACCGCCCCGGUCCUCACCCCAACCGAACUUUCCGUCGCCAAAGCCCGUUUAUCCCUCCACACCCCCCAGCAGGGUCAAACCCCCACCGGCUGGCGAAGCAUCUCCCCCCGGGAAAUCCUCUCCACCUUUGAAAGUCUGCAAACCCUCCUUCCCUCCCUAAUGUACUUCUCCCUCAACGUCUCCUUCUCCUCCUUACCUGUAUUCCUCCCCUCCAUCCUCUCCUCCAUGUCCCUUUCCCCAAACACCUCCACCGCACAGGGUCUCACCGCCCCGCCUUAUCUCCUCUCCUUUCUCAUCUGCAUCCUGUCCACUUACCUCGCCGACAAAACCCAGCAACGCGGCCUGACAAUCAUUUGUCUUUCCCUCGUCGGUGGGGCGGGGUACGUGCUACUAGCAACCCUGCCAGAACACCUCGUUUCGGUCCGGUAUUUUUCUGUUUUUUUGGCUGCUGGGGGUGUCUUUCCUAGUAUAGCCAAUGUCCUUCCGUGGACGUUGAAUAACCAGGGGAGCGACACCAAACGGGGGGUGGGAAUCGCGGUGCUGAAUAUGGUCGGGCAGUGCGGGCCGCUGUUGGGGACGAGGCUGUUCCCCGAGGGGGACAGGCCUGGGUAUACAAAGGGGAUGGUGGUCUGUGCGGUGUUUAUGUUUGUUAAUGCCGGGCUGGCGGCGGGGUUGAGGUGGCAUUUUGCAAGGAAAAAUAAGAGGCUGGAGGAGAGGGAGAGGGCUCAGGUGGUAUUGAGGGUGGGGGAUGGAGGGAGGAGGGAAGAUGGGGAGAGGGAGGGGAUGGUUGGGUUUAGGUAUGUUUUGUGAUGAGGGGCUUGUUGGAAUACCCCCAAAGGCAGUGAUUGGGGUGUACUGACUUGCAAGGGAAAUAAUGAGAUGUGAUGAGUUUUCAUGACGGUAGGGAUGGUAUUGUUUCUUUGUUUAUCCAAUGGUUAUCUGUUUGAUGACAGUGCCUAUGCUUGGGAGCCCAAUCCUUAGUCUCUGAACUGCCCCUGAGGCAGAUACUGCCAGUUCGAGACAUAUGCCGGUGUCGUCCCAUUUCUCCCGUUAUUCGUGGCAUACACGCCAAGGAGCACCCCUAUUUCAGCCAGUUAGCAACACAAUGAUAUCCCUAAUCUUCC